AUGAGCAGAACAUUUGUGACGCUAGCAGAGGUGCUGGAGACUCGAGGAGGUCCCCUUCUGGAGGAUGAAGUGUGGUCCCUCCUCCUGGGCACCACAGAAUCCCUGGUUGAUGUCUCAUACAAAGGACAUAACAAUAUGUGUAGCAUCAUAAGCCCCUCCUCACUGCUGCUCUCGGGCACCGGCACACUGGCGUUUAAGAACUGUGCCCUAUCAGACGAGGCGUGCAACUUUACUGCGCCAGAGAUGCUGCAAGGCUGUGCUUCCUCAACCAAAGAUGUUAUGGAGAAGAUGCUGGUGUAUUCACUGGGUAUGACUCUCUACUGGUCUGUCAAUUAUCAUCUACCUCAGAAUCAGCCAGUCCAGUUGAGUAACCACCUGAACGGCCUGCUAGUGAGUAUGUGCGAGGACCUGGCCCACCGCAGGGUCAAUCUGAACAGUAUCCUGGAGUCCUGUGAGUCUCAGCACAAAGCCUCUCUCCUGUCUCCGCCCAACAGAGUAAUACGACAGCUGGUGGAGAAUGUCUUUCACGAAGCUGUGGACCAUGGGUCUGAGCCCUUUGUCCCACUGUGUGGGAGGAGUCAAAUGAUCAGAGAAAGGGUUAACGGUAAGCAUGAUCGGUAUCCUGACUACAGUGAGGGCUGUGCGGCUGGAGCAGGGAGCAGACAGUACUCUAACAACUCUGACACCAAGUCAGAGAGUUUACUUCACAAACCCUGGAGACAGAAACCCAGAAGUUCUCCCACCCAUGCAUACCCACCUAACAUAGACAGACUGCCACGAGAUCUCAGACACAUGGAAAGUAGCAGUAGCUGGCUGUGUCAGAGCCCCUACAUUGGUGCCCCCUCAAAGGGUGCACCCCAACCCCACAGCCCCUUCAUCACUUUCAGUGACUCCUCAGCCAGCCUCACAGAGAGGAAAGUCAAGGUUCUGGGUCCUGAGUUUAUCAGGAUGGCUGACGAACCCCAUGUAGGUCUGGAGCUUCCCGGAUCCAUAGUGUCUAAGAAGGGCAGGUCUUGUUCGUCCCAGAGAGAGGUUAGUGUGGUGUUGCCCAGUGGUCAGUCUGUAUUGGUCAGAUGUGACAAAAAGUCCAGAGGGAGAGACGUGUUCGACAUGGUGGUGGCUCACGCUAACCUGGUAGAGCACUUCUACUUCGGACUGGCCUUCAUCGAUGAUGAUGAAUAUUUUUUCCUGGACCACGAGAUUAAAAUCUCAAAAGUUGCUCCUGACAGUUGGAAAAAAGUAGUGUCGACUUCUUUUCUUGUUUUUCUACGGGUCAAGUUUUUCGUUGACGACAUCUCUUUCAUAUUUCACAGGCUGACGCGUCACCAAUACUACUUGCAGCUGCGGAAGGAUAUCCUAGAGGACAGGUUGUACUGCAAUGAGGAGACGUGCAUGUUACUGGCGGCUCUUGCUCUUCAGGCAGAGUUUGGGGACUACAUGUCUGAGUUGUAUGGUAGGAACUACUACCAGCCGGAGCAGUAUGUGUCUAAGAGAAUGCUGGAGAAGAUGGCUCUGCCCACUCUAAAGGAGGAGUUGUCACGGUUCCACGCUAACAAUGCCGAGAUGCUGCCCGAGGAGGCUGAGUCCGAGUUCCUAAAAAUCGCUCAGCAGCUUCCAGAGUAUGGGAUGGUGUUCCAUCGGGUAUGCCUGGAGAAGAAGCCGGUGGUGGGGGAACUGGUGCUGGGAGUCUGUGCCACUGGAAUCAUUGUCUAUGAGCUGAAGAACCACCUCCGUACCGUCACACAACGAUUCCUCUGGAGGGAGACCGAUACCAUCUCUGCCAAUCGUCGUAAGCUGACAAUAGAGUGUGGUGGUCCCAGCAGUAAGAAGCACAGUUUUGUGACAGAGAGUUCUAAGAUUGCUCAGUACCUCCUUAGUCUCUGCUCCGCGCAGCACAAGUUCCACAGUGAAAUGACCUCCAGGCAACUCAACUACAGCAUCGCUCAAGAUGAGAACAUUGAGAAGUACCAGUCUAUCUGUCGGACACGUGACUCCCAUAUGAAGCGUCUUUCAUGUUCCGAGGUCGUCCUGAACAGUGUAGAGAUACCGGCCAACCUCAGCCAACGCGAGUCGCUAAGUAAGUUGUGUGAUGACAUCACAGCGAAGGUGGAGGCAUGUCUACGGCAACAAAGUGAGAUGAGAGAAAUCAACAGAGAUCUACCCGAGCCAUGCCCACUGUCAGAGGUGAAGGAACAGGCCUUGAGUACUCCAGAGCCCAUCCCCAGAAUCAUCUCCAAUGCCUCGCUACAGAAACAGGACUCUGAGGGCUUCUCAGAGGCCCCCUCCACAACCUCCUCCAAACCAGACACAUCAACCAGGGGUUCUCCAGAGAGAGAGAUCAUCUGUCUGGUCCUACGGAAAGACCCUAAAUUGGGCUUUGGUUUUGUGAUAGUGGAAGAGGACAACACGGGGAACCUGGACCUGGGAAUCUUCAUAGCCUCCAUCAUACCUUACGGACCAGCGGACAGAGACGGCAAAAUCAGACCAGGUGGUCGUCUGAUCUCUCUGAAUAAGAUCAGUCUGCAGGGCGUGACAUUCACCAAUGCAGCAGCCAUCCUCCAGAGCAGCCCUGAUGAGGUGGAGCUCAUCGUCUCACAGCCCAAAUGUUCUCUGAGGGACAAUAAGAGCUCGCGGCCUCCCAGUACCCGGGAUUCUCUGAGGGACAGUAAGACUUCUCUGGCCCCCAGUACUCAGAGUCUGAUGUUGGAGAGGGGCUUUGGGUCCCAGACCACCCUGAAUGGGACAGAGGAAGCCCUGGCUCUGUCUAACAUGGCCACAUCUAAACAUGGCAAGAGACUCCACAACCCUGUGGUCCGGAUCCUAGACGCUCAGGUGUGUUCUAGCUCUACCUCCAUCUGCAGUCUGAGGGCUGGGAAGCAGCUGGUGGUGGAGCUGAAAAAGGCUAAUGGCAGCCUGGGCAUCAGUGUAGCUGGUGGAGUGAACACCUGUGUUCAUUACGGGGGGAUCUGCAUCGAGAGUCUGGUGCCAAGGGGUGCUGCUGAACAGGACGGACGCAUUCAGAUUGGUGACCGACUGCUGGAAGUUGAUGGGUCCAACUUGCGAGGUGUAACACAAAAACAGGCCGUGGAGUACCUGAAGAGGACUGGAGAGGGACACGUGGACACCUGCCUCUGUAACUGGAUCCUGAACUUCUUGACAGGCAGCUCCCAGGUGAGGGUCUUGUUCCUGCUCAGUGGGACUCUGUCUGAGGUCCACCUGACUCUCUGCAGACCUGUUCCUGGAGUACCGUCUCAACUGGACGCUGACACACUGGUUCCUUUCCCAUCUCCUGCCAGUGGGGUGAGGUCCAAGUCUCUAGACAUCAGGCUGGGAGAAGACUACAGCCAGCUGCUCAAGCUACAGUCACACCAAAUUCACCAGAACCAUCAGUACAACAAGGAGAACCAGGCCCAGAAGGGGCCUAUGAAGUCAUCAUAUGCCCAGGAACAAGCCUCCGGUCAAGAGAGUCAGGACAGUGAGAUGAAAGCAGCUGAGAAACAGCCAUCCUCACUCUCUCCCACCCCUCCCUCACCCCCCUCCCCGAUUUCCCUCGCCAGCAGAAGUGAUCCAGCAGACCAUGAAGAAUUGUCUGUUGUGUACGAGGAAGUUUCCAAAGAAAUUAGCUUGGCAUCUGGUGGGUCCAAAACCAGCGUUAGUCCCAUGUACACCAGUGGCAUCAGAGACAGGGCGGAUGGCGUUUUGACAUACUGCCUUAUGGGUGAUCGAAUAACCAUUCUGGCUGAUAAAGAGUACUUGACCGUCAGUUCAACUUUAGACAGUCCUUCUAGCCUCACCUCAAACACCUCAUGUACCCCCAGUGUGGUUUCACACACCACCUCUCAUACACCCAGGCCCAGAUCCACCACCCCUACUAGUGUCCGAUCCACCAGCCAAAAUUGUACUUCCAUCCCCCACAGCUUGUCCUCGCAGACCACAAGCUCAACAAACCCCAAUCUGUCCUCGAAAACCACCUCCGUCCAGCAGACACGAUCUCAGCCCUCUUCUAGGCCUCCAUCCAGCCUCUCUUCUAGGAUGUCUGACCUCAACAUCAGCCACUCUGUGCAUCAGCCCCAGCCUGCUACACCCCCUCUUCCCAGCCUCUCCUCCCAUACUGCAAACCCUAACUCCAGGACCUCCGAUCGCAAACACAGCUUUACCUCCAAUCGUAAACAUAUCAUCACCUCUGAUUGCAAACCCAGCAUCACCUUUAAGACUACCAAUGCCUCCAACCUCACUAGUACAGUCAUCCAAUACCAUCCCCAGCCCCCUGACACCUUGCCCCUCUCUCAAACCCCCACACACCACCCCUCUCCCCAGCCUCCCCCAUUCUCACUCUCUCCCCCCAUUCAGCCUGCACCCCUCCCAUGCACAUGUACUAGCUGGAGACAGGAGACAGAAGGGGAGGAGGAUGAAAAUGAUGAUGAGGAUCCCGGAAAGGGUAUGAUGAAGGAGUUUGAGAUGUGUGUUGUUCUGACCAAGUUGUGGCGCGGAAGUUUUGGGUUCACCAUCACACGCAGCAAACUGGAUGCCUGCUACUACAUCCAGGACAUACUGGACAACCCUGCUAAGACUGACGGACGGCUCAGACCAGGGGACAGACUAGUCACGGUCAACGGCCAGGAUGUGACAAACGUGACAGAUGAGGUUGCCAUGUCGAUCCUGAGGUCAUCUCCUUGGAGGCUGAGUAUGACUCUGGGGAGGGCAGUGACCAACCUGAUAGCUCCACCUUCUCCAGACAACAUGCAAGACAUCAUUCUACACAAGACACCUACUGGACAGCUUGGUAUAAAGCUGACAGGUGGUAUAGGCAGCAAGAGGCAGGGGAUCUACUGUCUGGAGGUGGUUCCUGGUUCACCUGCCUGUGAGGAAGGCAGCGUCCAACCAAACGACAGGAUCCUGUACAUCUGUGGCCGAUGCACCAUGGGAAUGACUUUGGAGGAUGCUGUCAAGGCCUGCGAGAACGCUCCACGCAAAGUGAAACUCAAGGCCACCAGAGAUGAUCAGCCUGUGACGCCCAAAGCCAAGAGGAAUGGUCUCAGUGACCUGAGAGAGUGGAAGAAGGAGAAGGAAUGGAAGUAUUUCACUCAUUUUGAGGAACCUGUCUCUCCUGAGCCAGAGACACCUACUGAGCAGGCAUCAUGCUCUAAAGCCGUGACCGAGACCACUGGGAAAUUCAGAUCACGUCUCUCUGUCACCUCAGAUCAAGAUAGCUGUAUCUUGCAGAUAGAUGUCUGUAAGCCAGAGGGAGGGUGGCUGGGCUUUGCUCUGAUUGGAGGAUGCAAUGGGAGUGUGCUCAGAGUGAAGAAGAUCUGCACUGGAGGCGUGGCCCACCAAGACGGGCGGCUCAGAGUGGGAGACAUACUGCUCGAGGUGAAUGGGAUAAUAGUAUCAGGUCUGAGCCAUAGUAAGGUGGUGGAUAUCCUCCGUAAGGUAAAGGGAAACGUCCAGCUCAACAUCUGUAGAGACAUCAUACGACGGGCCAAUACAGCACCCUGCACUGAUGGUUUCUUCUAUAUGGCCUCUUGCCCUAGAGACAACAUGGCCGCCUGCCCUGGGUCAAAUACGGCCUCCUGUCCUGGAUCAGGAUCCUAUAUGGCCUCUUGUCUUGGAUCAAAUAUGGCCCCUUGUACUGGAUCAAAUAUGGCCUCCUGUCCUGGAUCAAAUAUUUCCCCUUGUCCUGGGUCAAAUAUGAUGACCUGCCAAGGAGUCAACAUGGGGGAUAAAGCAGAGCUUGUCUCUAAACCUGCUGCCUGCUCCUUACCUGAUGUCCAGCAGGAGGACCUUCCCCCUGAGUUGACUGCAGAUCCAGUACCUUAUGUAGAGGAGGAUGCCCCCCUUUCCCCCCCCCACCUCUCUCCUCCCCAUCAUCCCGCACACCGUCUGCAGGCCCUGACAGAAGGCAUGGCUGGACAGGAGAGCUGUACCAGUAUACCCUCUCAUCCGGCGUGUUGCCUGUCUAGCAAGAGUGUGGCUAACUUGCUGCAUGAAGCCUCUGACAGGAACCAAAUCUCUGUGACGACAUUGGGCAAACCCAUCACGGGCAGCAAGAACAACCAAUCAGAUGGCUGGAGCAGCGUGGAUGAGGAUGAUGGGGCAUUUGAAGCUAAUGGUGAGGAGACGAUGUCACCUUCCUCAGGCCCACCUAUAGUUUCAGAAGAAGAGUUGGCCAGCCUAGCCAUGAUCAGUCCAUCUAAAACCAGUCAAUACUCUGGGCCCAGAGUGAAAGCCCUGAUACAGAUACUACAACAUCAACUAGACCAGCAAGAACUGGUCCGAGAGUUCAUGGCCUUGGAGCAUCUACAGCCAUUUGAUAACUGUCUGGUGGGGAAAGCUCCUGAGAACCGGGAGAAGAACCUCUACCGGGACAUCCUGCCCUAUGAUAAGGCGCGUGUUCUAGUGGGUGAUAACCAGGACUAUAUUAACGGCAGUUAUAUCCGUAUGGAGGUUGGCAGUGAGGAGUUAUUCUAUAUCUCCUGCCACGGUCCUCUGCCCUCCACCGUGCCUGACUUCUGGCAGAUGGUCUGGGAGAACAGGUCUGAUGUGAUAGCCAUGAUGACCCAGGAUGUGGAGAGAGGCAGGGUGAAGUGUCACCGCUACUGGCCAAAGAAGGUUAGCUGUCCCCUGGACAUGGGACGCUUCCAUCUCAGCUUGGAGAACCAGCAGAUCCAGGAAUACUUCCACAUCAAGAUCAUCCGCAUGGUGGAGAAAGAGUCUGGUAAGACCCACUUUGUCCGUCACCUGAAGUUUACCCGUUGGCCUGAUCACGGUGUGCCGCAGUGUUCAGAGCAGCUGGUCAGGUUUAUCCGUUACCUCCGAGCGGUCCACCAUAAAGGACCUGUCACUGUACACUGUAGUGCUGGAAUAGGACAAACAGGAGUACUGAUCUGCACCGAUGUCAUACUGAGUCUCAUAGAAUACGAUCUCCCGAUCAAGGUCAGUAGAAUUGUUAGGGAGAUGAGACUGCAGCAAUAUGGCAUGAUUCAGACCAAGGAACAGUACCUGUUCUGCUACAAGGUAUGGUUGGAGGUUCUACAGGGCAUCCUGCAGCUGCAUGGUAACCGAUGGCAUCCUUGAGAGCCCCCGCAAAUUGCAACCCGAGAGCCCCCCGCAAACUUAUGGGCCCUCACAAACACAGUAACCGAUGGCAACCCGACAGCCCCCAUGAAGACAACCAAUUUGUUUAACCAAUUACUUCCCACCUUCCCAAAGAAGAUACCUUAUCAAUGAAGAUGUGUAAUAUUUGAAUAGUUGACUGUGUAAGUUAUACAUUUGUUAGCAGUUGAUUUUGUUAUGAGCACUGUAAGUAUGUGUUUUAGCCAACUACUUUAUUUGUUGUCAUGCCUAACAUGACUAUUAACAGUUGGCUAUAGCACAUAUAGAUGGAAGACCAGGCUAUGUUUCUGCAGUGUUUUGAUAUUUGGGUUAUGCAUUUAUUGAUGGAGGUAGACAUUCUUACUGUUGGUUCUUUCUGUGUUCUCAAACUGAUUAUAGUAUUUAAAAAAUUGUGAAAUAAAGUGCAUGUUAAUCAUU
Oncorhynchus masou masou (cherry salmon) is the source of this 7530-nucleotide messenger RNA. Its product is annotated as tyrosine-protein phosphatase non-receptor type 13-like. NCBI's taxonomy places the organism in Eukaryota, Metazoa, Chordata, Actinopteri, Salmoniformes, Salmonidae. Gene Ontology annotation, molecular function: protein tyrosine phosphatase activity; protein binding. Gene Ontology annotation, cellular component: cytoskeleton. The transcript has 48 exons. Gene Ontology annotation, biological process: protein dephosphorylation. The record is from RefSeq and is a predicted model, not a curated record. The coding region runs from base 1 to 7074 and encodes 2357 amino acids.